Molecule: messenger RNA, 1356 nt
Organism: Cuscuta campestris
Lineage: Eukaryota; Viridiplantae; Streptophyta; Magnoliopsida; Solanales; Convolvulaceae
Source: the annotation of a GenBank genome assembly
GACUUCACUUUAUGAUAAAAGAAAAAGACCCCCUUUACACACACCACACUCGCAAUAUAUUUUACAAAGAGGUCUUCAACAACAUUACCCAUGAACAAGAAAAUACAAGUCCAACACAGCAAAACGCCAUCAUCACUGAAUGAAGCAAACAUGUAUGCAAAUCAACUCAUGAGUUUCCUAACAAGAGAGGGGAUUUUUACGGCUUCAUGAAUCAAAUGACAUGCUAAGUUUAAUAUGUCUCUGCUCUAUUACAAAAGCACGUGCUCGAACACUAUUCAAGUAUCGACAACUAUGCUAAUGGAGAUGAAACUCACCGCAUAUGCAGAUUUAUUAAUCCAAUACAUCCUUGCUACCCACUCAUAACCAAAAAAAUAAGGAUGGCACCUAGCUUGGUUUGUGUUAACAUUGCUUUCUUUAAUGCCGAAUUGGGCAGGGCAAGAAUUACUAAUAAUACAUCAAGUUUAUUCACUUCAAAAACGGAUUUAGUUCUACUUUGUUCUUUAGCUUAUGUUCUUUUUUAAUACAACCAAGCCUGUAACGACAGGUCUGGAAAGACUAUCUCUAUAUAUGGGUUUUCAAACAAAGUUAAUACCGAUGAUGUUCGAGAGUCUCCUUCCCUCUAUAUUUCCCGAUCAUUAUUGAAAAAAAAGGUGUUCGAUUGGUCAUUUAUGAUCCUGUUGUGCCCACGAUUAAAAUCAAAGCAUACUUUCCUAGAAGUGUUCAAAAUAAAAUAGUAGUCGCAGAGACUCGAGAAGCUGCUUGGGAAGUGGAAGUGAUAGUAUUCAUGGUUAAGUGGCCCGAAUUUGAAAUAAUGUUGCAACAAGAGAAGGAUGCCAUGUUAGCAGGUAUGAUAGAGCCAAAAUUCAUCUUCGAUUGUUGUGAUCUAGUUCCGGAUGGGGAAGUAUUUGAACGUACCACUGUUUACAGACUUGGGAAGCCUACGUAGAGUUGCAAACGCGAGGAUUAAGAUGUGGGGAAGAUUUUCUAGAACUGCAUCGAGGAUAAAAUUUGGGUUCAUAACAAUGUGCCACAGUGACUUAAGUUUGAUGUCUUGUUUUUUUGUGGUACAAACUAUGUGUUGCUGGUUUUGGGCUGCUGUAUCUUUGAACUAGAGGGUAUGGACUGGGGGGUUCACGUCUACUGUUUCGUGAUUUUGUAGUGUUUACAAACGUUGAAAGAACCUUUUUUUGUGGCAACUCACACUAACUUGCACCGUUAUUAAAUCUCCAACCGGACCGGACGGUCUGACCGGUUGAAUCGCAACCUGGACUUGUAACCGGUCCAGUCCAAAUCUCCAAAAGCCCGCAAAAACCCGGAUUGGACUGAUUUGACCCGGAAAAAACUGGAUUUUCUGGG